Messenger RNA from Scaptodrosophila lebanonensis, 1575 nucleotides. RefSeq names its product alpha-1,3-mannosyl-glycoprotein 4-beta-N-acetylglucosaminyltransferase A (gene Mgat4b). NCBI's taxonomy places the organism in Eukaryota, Metazoa, Arthropoda, Insecta, Diptera, Drosophilidae. The transcript has a single exon. The record is from RefSeq and is a predicted model, not a curated record. The coding region runs from base 1 to 1575 and encodes 524 amino acids. Gene Ontology annotation, molecular function: acetylglucosaminyltransferase activity. Gene Ontology annotation, biological process: protein N-linked glycosylation. Gene Ontology annotation, cellular component: endoplasmic reticulum-Golgi intermediate compartment; Golgi stack; endoplasmic reticulum.
AUGAGAACUUGUAGUCGGAAGCUUAAACUCUGUAUACCUGUCUUUUUUACCGUUACACUUACGAUAUUCAUAUUGCGGCUCUCUAACGAUCUGAAUUGGUUCAAAUCAAAGCUUCCAACGCAAGAAGCGAAGGCCGAAGAGAACGUGAGCAGGCAGAAUUACCAGACCCCGCAAUUCCAGAGUCCAUUGGCAAAACCGAUGCCCUAUUUUCGGCCACAGUCCACUUUUAGCCGGAGAGCUAGCUGGAAGCAAAUAUUGACAUAUCCAGGGGCUGUGCUGCCGCCCUCCUAUCGAUAUAGUCGAGGUCGCACCAAUGUCACGUGGGUGUUGGGUGUGCCAACAGUAGUGCGUCAGAAGAAGAGCUACCUCUUGGAAAUGCUGAAAGAGCUCAUUGGAGGCAUGAAUGCGAGGUAUCAAGAGAGCUGCCUCAUCGUUGUGUAUGUGGGUGAGACAAUAGAUUCACGUAUUAGGAGUAUAGUGAAAGAAUUGGCUGACAACUUUGGUGAUGAAAUGAGGCAGGGCCUCCUUGAGGUUAUAGCACGACCCCCGGAUUACUAUUCCGACUUCGAGAGCGAUUCCCAAACACUUAACGAAAACGAAAAGUAUUUAAGAUGGCGUACCAAGCAAAAUCUGGACUAUAUGUUCCUGAUGUCGUACGCCAUGUCGCGUGGCUCCUACUACCUGCAAUUGGAAGAUGAUGUGAGAGUGAGGGACGGCUAUUUGGACUACAUUGGGAAAUUUACAUUGCUGCAUACAAAUUUUCGAUUGAGUCAUCAUCGCAGUUGGAUUGUGCUUAGCUUCUGUGAGCUGGGCUUCAUUGGCAAGCUCAUCACAAUGUCGGAGCUGAAGGCAUUUUUAAAGCAUGUCCAACUAUUCUACAAUCACCAGCCCAUCGAUUGGCUGCUCUAUUCAUACGUACAACUCAGGGUCUGUCCUUGGGAUAGCUUUCAAACGCCAGGGUGUAAGAAAGAUUUUGACUCAUACUACAUAAGAGCGGACCAGUCGCAAUUUCAGCACCUGGGUGUAGAGUCCUCGCUGGAAAAAAAAGAUCAAAUGCUGAAAGACUCUAAAUAUAAUCAACAAAGUGGACGACUGCGUAUAAAGCAUUUGGAACAGCCAUGGAAUUUAAUAAGCUCGCACCAAUAUUCCCUCAGAUACGAUCGACUGAAAUGGAAAGUGGGCGAGACCUUUAUUUGGGGUUAUCUGCCUCAGGCGUCUAGGCUCAUUGAUUUCGCGGCGAGCCACCAGUACGAUGCAAAAGAGGUACGAAUACGUAGCCAAGGGGUUGAGGGGUUUGACGACAUCACCGUCGAGCUUUAUGACCGUAUACCCACUCUCGAAAGAAACAGCAGUACGACAAACGAUUGUGGCUUUCUUAUGGCGAUAACCUACCUAGGCGGUCUGACAAGAUCCUAUCGUCGGAUCUUUUUUUAUAUGCGAGAGCAAGUGGAUAUGUAUGGCAAUUGGACGGUUCUCAGGCUGUUUAGACGCUUCUUCUGGAGCAACGGAAGUUGUAACAAGUUGGCCCCCUGGACACUGGUGUUAUUGCUUCAUAGCGUUAACUGGACUAACUGA